AUGCGCAAUAACCUGUUGUUCUUCAACAUACCCGAACACGAGGAGAAUACUGAAUACACGGAAAUUAUACAUGAUCUCUUAGAGCAAAAGAUAGAAAUCGUUCAAAUCGAAGACGCACGUAAGCAUGUCGAGAUUGACCGAUCUCAUCGAAUUGGCCGUAAAGGAGAAGGCAAGAGCUGCUUCCCUGAAUUGAAGAAGGCAAGAGCUGCGGGAAAACAAUCAAGAAUUGUUAAGGAUAAAUUGAUUAUUGAAGGGCAAGUUUUUAAUAAUACUAAUACACGUUAAGAGGAGAUUUUUUACAAAGUCGCGUAUUUUUUUCGAAAAGCGCUCAAAACUUAGCGACCAGGCCUUCGCGAAAAAAUGCUGCGCCGCCAUCUUGGUUUUAAAAGUUUCUCAAAAUUUGCGAAGAAAUAUAACCGAAUUUUACUGGAUUUUUGGCUGUGUCACGAGGGGUUAGGUUAAAACGCGGAAGCGGAUGCGGAACGGAACGGAUGCGGAACGGAACGGAACGGAUAUGGGUUAAAAUGCGGAACGGAACGGAUAUGCGGAACGGAACGGAACGGAUAUGGGGUUAAAAUGCGGAACGGAACGGAAAUGCGGAACGGAACGGAACGGAUAUGGGGUUAAAAUGCGGAACGGAACGGAUAUGGGGUUAAAAUGCGGAACGGAACGGAUAUGCGGAACGGAACGGAACGGAUAUGGGGUUAAAAUGCGGAACGGAACGGAAAUGCGGAACGGAACGGAACGGAUAUGGGGUUAAAAUGCGGAACGGAACGGAUAUGGGGUUAAAAUGCGGAACGGAACGGAUGGGGUUAAAAUGCGGAACGGAACGGAUAUGGGGUUAAAAAACAUCUGGUGGACGGGAAAUCUGAUUGGUUGAUCAGCAUCAUGGUUAUACAGAGUGAUGAUGCUGAAGAGAAUCUAAAGUUGAAGCUCGAAAGCUUGAUAAAUCGGGACCCGAAAGAUGUAAAUCCCUCAUGCGAAGCAUCAACGAAAGAGGUUUGUAGUAGUGUUAAUGAGCUGACUGAACCAUUUGUAUCGCAGUUUGAUGGCUUGAAAGCAGAUAUUGCUACCCUAGUGGACAUUACGAGUGAUCUAAUAACUGAAAUUAACUCUAUGCGAUCUAAACAAAAAGACUUUGAGUCUGUUAUUCGCAAGCAAGACAGCGAGAUAUGUAGACUUAGCGAAGCAAAUUUGCUACUUGCGUCAAGCUUGCGGUCUCUUGGGAAUUCAACAUUCAAAGUAAUGAAUAUCAAUCCUAUGACCAACAGUCCCACUAAUAGUAUGAGAAAUACCACCUUUAAUGACCCUACAACUACUGAUAAGGAUCCGCUAAUUGACCCUAACAUAUACACCUCCCAUACCAUUGGACCAACUUUAUUCAAUGAAUUUAAUAUCUACGACGAGUUUAGGAAUAUAGCAAGUGACCAGCCUAGCGUUCUAAACUCCGACUUAAAUCAGUCAACUGAAGACAUUAUAAAUAUAUCCCAUAAUGAAACUGAUAUACAUAAUGAGUCAGUUCUUAUUGUUAAAGAUCAACCUAGCGUCUCGAAUACCGAUCUCGUAAAAAACUGCACACUAACUGAAGCUACUAAUCUAAAUAAAGCCAGUAAAACUAAGUCAACAACGGGUAAAUUUAAUACCAGCACAUCUCGAUUAG
Paramuricea clavata is the source of this 1660-nucleotide messenger RNA. The record is from the annotation of a GenBank genome assembly. NCBI's taxonomy places the organism in Eukaryota, Metazoa, Cnidaria, Anthozoa, Malacalcyonacea, Plexauridae.